GGCUAAAGCCCAUGCACAGAACUGCAGCGAAGGACCUCAGGCAGGCAGCGAUGUCGACGAGGUGCAUCUCUUCUCUCGCUCUCCUCUCCCCAUCCGGCUCCGGGAAGUCCUGCGCGGUGGUCAGAGCGCAUCCCGCACUCUCUUCCGCCGCGCGAAGCCGGAUCCGGACCCACAUGUCGGUGGCCACCGGCAGCGAGCAGGCCCUGACGGCCCAGGAGCAGUCCCAGGAACCUGAGUAUGGAGUUGUUAGCAUUCACCAUGUUGGAAUACUAUGUGAAAAUCUUGAAAGGUCAAUUGCCUUCUACCAGGACCUCCUUGGUCUUAAGGUGAAUCCUGCCAGGCCAACUGACAAGCUUCCUUACAGAGGUGCUUGGCUCUGGGUUGGUUCUGAGAUGAUCCACUUGAUGGAGCUGCCAAAUCCGGAUCCACUGACAGGACGGCCAGAGCAUGGCGGGCGGGAUCGCCAUACCUGUAUAGCCAUCAAAGAUGUGUUGAAGUUGAAAGAAAUCUUUGACAAAGCUGGAAUCAGCUACACACUCAGCAAAUCUGGGCGACCAGCGAUCUUUGCACGAGACCCUGAUGGAAACGCGUUGGAAUUCACCCAAGUGUAGCAGCUUAUUAAGGGACACAUUUCCAACUAGAACAGAAUAGCAUUACGGUUGUAAGAAUAUACAGUACCAGUGUACCCGACCUUGUCGCAGGUCUUGCUGUUUAGAUACCAAAACCUGUCUGGGGGUACUCUGCUUUGUGCCUUGUACACAUGAAUCGAGUAAAUAAGAUGUACCACAUGAUGAUAGAUUGACUGUAAGUCAUAUCACGGUUUUUGAGCACCGAAAAAUGUUGACAACUUGGGAUAUCGACAAAUGAAUAUUGUAAAUUCCUUCCAGAUCAUGAUGCUACUUCUUACAUUUAA
Messenger RNA from Brachypodium distachyon (stiff brome), 913 nucleotides. RefSeq lists its product as uncharacterized. Lineage: Eukaryota; Viridiplantae; Streptophyta; Magnoliopsida; Poales; Poaceae. The transcript is spliced from 4 exons. Bases 12 to 611 code for a protein of 199 amino acids. The record is from RefSeq and is a predicted model, not a curated record.